This is a messenger RNA of Boleophthalmus pectinirostris (great blue-spotted mudskipper), 800 nucleotides long. Its product is annotated as chloride intracellular channel protein 4. The transcript has 6 exons. NCBI's taxonomy places the organism in Eukaryota, Metazoa, Chordata, Actinopteri, Gobiiformes, Gobiidae. The coding region runs from base 51 to 800 and encodes 249 amino acids. The record is from RefSeq and is a predicted model, not a curated record.
UUAAAUUAUUUCAUGUAAAGGAUAAAAGAUAAACUGGACGACUGCUGAAAAUGUCUUGGUACGAAUCAGCCGUUCAAAAACUGGAUUUACCAAAAAUAGAGUUGUUUAUAAAGGCGGGCAGUGAUGGCGAGAGCAUCGGGAACUGUCCUUUCUCUCAGAGACUCUUCAUGAUCCUGUGGUUAAAGGGAGUCAUCUUCAACGUCACCACCGUCGACCUCAAACGGAAGCCCGCAGACCUGCAGGACUUGGCUCCAGGCACCAACCCUCCGUUCAUGACCUUCAACGGAGAAGUCAAAGUCGACGUCAACAAGAUAGAAGAGUUUUUAGAGGAAAAACUCAGCCCGCCAAGUUUUCCCAGGUUGGCGGCUAAACAUCCGGAGUCCAACACAGCGGGGAUUGAUGUUUUUGCCAAAUUUUCCGCUUACAUCAAAAAUCCAAGAAAAGACACUAACGAAGCGUUGGAGAAAGCCCUGCUGAAGUCCUUGCGUCGUCUGGAUGAGUAUCUGAGGAGCCCUUUACCCGACGAGAUCAACGCCGACGAGUCCGGAGACGUCCCAGAAUCCACCAGGAGCUUUUUAGACGGGAAUGACCUGACUCUGGCCGACUGCAACCUGCUGCCCAAACUGCACAUACUCAAGGUUGUAGCGAAGAAAUACCGUAACUUCGAGAUUCCGGCGGAGAUGACGGGAGUUUGGCGUUACCUGACCAGCGCCUACCAGAGAGAAGAAUUCACCAAAACCUGCCCCAACGAACGGGAGAUCCAGUGGGCCUAUCUCGACGUGGCCAAACGGAUCAAAUAA